UGAACUUGAACAAUAACCUAAUACUACCAUUAGCACGUUACACGUAGGACGGUGUGUCGCAUAUCAUAGUUUAUAGAGUUGUAGCAUGCCUAUUUAUUUGUAUAUAUGUAUGUACAAGGAUGAGAUCACUCUAUUGCCCUCCCAGCUCCCCAGGCAAAGCUGCAGCUGCAAGCCUGCAACUAGCUGAUGCGAGACAGUGGUGACCACGCACCGACGAGCAACGAGUGAGACCUCUGCAUCAACGACCAACCGCGAGCCAAGCGACGACCGACACUAGCUAGCUGGUAGCAACCAAGCAGGAUGGCAGCGCAUCACCUCCUCCUGCUGCUCGCCGCGCUGCUCCCGGCGGCGGCAACGGCAGACCCCGACGCCGUGCAGGACUACUGCGUGCCGGACGCCGGCGGGCGCGGGCGGCCGCUGGAGCUGGCGCUGCUGCCGUCGUACCCGUGCCGGAGCCCCGGCAACCUGACGGCGGCCGACUUCGCGUUCGCCGGCGUGCGCGCCGCGGGCAACUUCUCCGCGGACACGGGCUUCGCGGGGGUGUCCGUCACGCCCGCGCAGUUCCCGGCGCUGCACACCCUGGGCGUCUCCUUCGCCCGCGCCGACCUCUCCGCGGCGGGCGGGGUGAACCCUCCGCACUACCACCCGCGCGCCACCGAGACGGCGCUCGUCCUGGCGGGCCGCGUCUACGCGGGCUUCGUCGACUCCGGCGGCCGCAUCUUCGCCAAGGUGCUCGAGAAAGGGGAGGUCAUGGUGUUCCCCAGGGCCAUGGUGCACUUCCAGAUGAACGUCGGCAUCGUGCGCAUCCCGGCCACCGUGUUCGGGUCCGGGAUCAGCGCCGGCGUCCUCGAGAGGGCCUUCGGGCUCUCCCCGGCGGAGCUCCGCCGGCUCGAGAAGAGGUUCGGCCCGCCCAAGACCAAGCUGUCCGAGAUGGACGAUUAAUUAGUUAGUUAUAAUCAGCUGGUGAGGGUGAUCAGAUCAGCCAUUGUGGCGGUGCAUGAUUAAUUACUAUUUUACGGUAGACUUUGUGAAUUGGAGUACAUUUCUUUUGAAUUGUUAAUGUAAUAGUGAUGUAGUAUGAUAUGAAUUAUUAGGCGGUGGUUGUGGUGUGUCGAUAUUGUGAUAUAGACUUGAAUGAUUAGAGCCUUUUGAUUUGGAGGAGGUGUAUGUUGCUACAGAUGGGCAGUUAGGUGUCACAUUCGAUCGAGUGUCAAGGGUCUAUGACAUGUUUAUCCUAAACAAAUUGGUAAAGAAGAUCGACUUUAGUUUGUUGUGGAUCA
Panicum virgatum (switchgrass) is the source of this 1280-nucleotide messenger RNA. RefSeq names its product germin-like protein 2-4. The transcript is spliced from 2 exons. The record is from RefSeq and is a predicted model, not a curated record. Bases 301 to 942 code for a protein of 213 amino acids. Gene Ontology annotation, molecular function: manganese ion binding. Gene Ontology annotation, cellular component: cell wall. NCBI's taxonomy places the organism in Eukaryota, Viridiplantae, Streptophyta, Magnoliopsida, Poales, Poaceae.